Molecule: messenger RNA, 2391 nt
Organism: Acanthosepion pharaonis
Lineage: Eukaryota; Metazoa; Mollusca; Cephalopoda; Sepiida; Sepiidae
Source: the annotation of a GenBank genome assembly
AUGUGUAAUUCUGACGCAACUGUUUCUUUUUUUCUUGAUUCAUUAUCGUUAUCGUCAGCCCAGGCUACUGUCAGUGUGAGUGCUUCCACAUCUGGAUACGGUGGUUUACGCCAGCCAGGAAUUUACAUCUUGAGGUGGAGAGUUGAUUACCCCUCAGGAAAGUUUAUUGAUUCUAUCAAUCCUGAUGAUCCAGAAUACAUUCGUCAAAUGCAGCGACCUGCUGUUGUGAAGGAAGAUGUUAAGCAGAUGGAAGACCGCAAACGUGUCUCAAUUGUGCUUAACAGUGAAGCUUUUCGAGAGGAAUUGGAACAAAUCAUCCAUGAGCACAUGAAGGCUGGGAAUCACCCAGCAAGUUUGGCACUACAGCAGAUCACAGAGCUCCUACUGCCACACUCUAAUCUGCGCAAUAAUGGAAUAAGAGCAUCUCCGGUCAUUCCAAUUCUUGACAUCAGAGGUAUGGAAUCUUUGGGCUACUCAAGGCAAGAGAAGAUACUCCGUUGUAAGCUAGCUGCCUGUUAUCGUUUGGUAGACCUCUUUGGGUGGUCACAUGGAAUUUACAAUCAUAUUACCGCUAGAAUCAACCAAGAGGAGGAACAUUUUCUGAUUAAUGCUUUUGGACUAAUGUAUGCUGAACUUACUGCUUCCUCUCUAGUCAAGGCAGGUUUCACACUCCACUCAGCCAUCCACCAAGCCAGGCCAGAUAUCCGCUGCAUUAUCCAUCUUCAUACCCCACCUGUUGUUGCCGUCUCAUCUAUGAAGAGUGGUUUGUUAGCAAUAUCACAGGAAGCUCUCAUCUGUGGAAAUAUCAGCUACCAUGAGUAUAAUGGUAUUCUUGUGGACCAAGAAGAGAGAGAAAAACUGUCUCGAAGUUUAGGACCGGCAAACAAAGUCAUGUUUCUACGUAAUCAUGGUGUGGUGGCUUGUGGUGAAUCAGUGGAAGAAGCUUUUCACUAUGCAGUAAAUGUAAUGAGAGCCUGUGAAACUCAGAUCAGUGCUAUGCCUGCUGGUUUAGACAACUUGAUUCUUGUUGAUUCUGAUAUACAAAAGAAAACUUUCGGACUGGGCAGUCAAGGAGGUGGUGGUGUAGAUACCAGUGGCCGAAAAUGGAAGACAGGAGAACUAGAAUUUGAAGCUCUCAUGCGCAUGUUAGACAACUCUGGUUUCCGUACUGGUUAUAUCUACCGUAAUCCACUAAUCAAGCAGGAGAAAGACCAUGGAAACAGUGAUAUUGAGGUACCACCCACAUCCAGCUCGUUCACCUAUGUAUAUGAUGGUGAAGUUGAACGCUCCAAGUAUGUAUCGCCAUUACGUACAGCACUGGAGCGACAAAAGCAACAACAAUAUAAAGCUGGCUGGCUAAUCUCUCCCAACACCUACAAGAAACAAGAAAUUGAUGAGAUAGGUACCCCAAACCCAAAGAAAAUAACAAAGUGGGUUUCUGAGGGCACUGAUGGUAAGAGUACAAAUGUGAAGAUUGAAAAUCCCAACCAAUUUGCACCACAAGGGACCAAUCCCAAAGAAUUCAGAGAAAAACAAAAACAGAUCCGCAAGGAUUACUAUGAAGAAAGAGUGCAUGCAGGUCCUCAGUCCAGGGUUUUGGAAGGUGCUACUUGGGAAGACGCUCAGAAAAUGAAAGAUGGUACAUUGAGCAGUGCAUCUGACAGUGUAAUGAUUGUGGGUGCUGCAUCUAAAGGUAUUAUUCAGCGUGACCAUCAACAUAAUGCUGUUGUCUACAAGUCACUUUACUCUCCUAACCCAUUUGAGAACAUCUCAGAAGAAGAACUCGCUAGAUAUAAGGAAAAAGUAGAAGGUAAAACAAAAGGGGAACCAGAUUCUGAAGAUACAGAACCUGCCCCUGAUGGUCGCCUUAUCUCCACAGAAGAAAGGAUGCAGCAAAUUCGUAAUGAGGGAACUGACUUGAAAACAGAAGCUGAAGCUGACUCUGCUGACCAAAAUAGGUAUAUAAACACCAGUGUUGAUUCUGAGCCUGAUGCAGGCCAGACCAGCCCAGAACCAGUUAUUCCAGUCACUGAAAAUGUUUCUGAAAACCUAUCACCAGCCUCCUCUCUUCAGAGAGCCGAAUCUGAGAGACAACCUCGCCCACCUGAAUUGAUCCAUGAACUGCAGAGACGCAACUUGGAACGGUCAAAGUCUGACCGGCGACCUGGUGAGAAAGGUGAUGAUGAAAAACCUGGAUCUCCUGCCAAGUCAGACACUUUGCGGUCAACAGACAGUGCCAGUGGAGGUGAAACUCUGGACGACAGGAGCAGCAAGGAGGGCUCUCCUACUAAGGAACAUCCAUCACCAACCAAGGAUAAGAAGAAGAAAAAGAAAUUCCGUAUGCCAUCCUUCUCUAAAAAGAAGAAGGAAGCCAAGGAAAGCAAGGAGUAG